AUGGCCUUAUCACAAUGUGCUGCUCUAAUAGGAGAUGUCCCUCCAGCAGCGGGCAAGGUCAGGCCCCAGGGCCGCAGGGAGGAGCAGGCUCAGGGUGGCUCUGCAGAGGGACCUCUGGGAGAACAGAUCCACUCUACAGAAAGGAACAGAUUAGUGCUAACGUCAUGUGUGGCUAAGCUAAGCAAGGAAGUAACAGUCUGUCAUGGAAGAGGAGCCAGCCGAGCGUGUAACCUCACAUCACAGGAGGAGAAGGAGGCACCAGCGCCAGGAGAGAUGGAGAGCAAGGGGAUGGAUGGACAAGACUGCAUGAGCCCCAGAUAG
Messenger RNA from Knipowitschia caucasica, 321 nucleotides. The record is from the annotation of a GenBank genome assembly. NCBI's taxonomy places the organism in Eukaryota, Metazoa, Chordata, Actinopteri, Gobiiformes, Gobiidae.